AUGGUGCUGACCACAGUCGCAGCACCCUUCGAAGGCGGCCUCUGGAAGAUCCACGUCGAGCUGCCCGAUCAAUAUCCAUACAAGAGCCCGAGCAUAGGUUUCGUGAACCGCAUCUUCCACCCCAACAUCGAUGAGCUCUCCGGCAGCGUCUGCCUCGACGUCAUCAACCAGACCUGGUCGCCCAUGUACGACAUGAUCAACAUCUUCGAAGUCUUCCUGCCCCAACUCCUGCGCUACCCCAACCCUACCGACCCGCUCAACGGCGAGGCAGCCGCGUUGAUGAUGCGAGAACCCAAGGGAUAUGAGGCGAAGGUCAAGGAAUACGUAACCAAAUACGCGACGCGCGAACAAAUCGACGACGCGGGCAACGACACGGACGACAGCGACGAGAUGAGCAGCGUCGGCAGCUUCGACGAUGACGAGGACGACGACGAGCCGGCGGGUACCAUGGACGAGGUGUAG
Saxophila tyrrhenica is the source of this 462-nucleotide messenger RNA. RefSeq names its product ubiquitin-conjugating enzyme E2 H (gene ubc8). Bases 1 to 462 code for a protein of 153 amino acids. Gene Ontology annotation, cellular component: nucleus. Gene Ontology annotation, biological process: protein polyubiquitination; ubiquitin-dependent protein catabolic process. The record is from RefSeq and is a predicted model, not a curated record. The transcript has 3 exons. Gene Ontology annotation, molecular function: ubiquitin conjugating enzyme activity. Lineage: Eukaryota; Fungi; Ascomycota; Dothideomycetes; Mycosphaerellales; Extremaceae.